UGGACUUGGUAAAGGUAAAACAGAGAAGCAGAGCAGGUUUUGCUUCUUUCCAUAUCCAAAACCACAACUUCCACCAAAAAUGAUGAUCAGAGUAUUUGAACUAUGUCUAAUGCUAGGUGCUCUCAUCAGGGUUGCAGCCGCCAGCAUGGGCGGUUUCAGCUUCAACGGAAAUAUAGAACUUGCCGGGGUAGCAGAGGUCUCUGCGGAUAAUCUCUUUAGGCUCACUAACACUACAUAUUUUUCAGUUGGUCGUGCUUUUUACGCUCAACCACAAACCGUCAAGAAUUCAUCAAACGGGAAGGCGUUCUCGUUUUCGACGACUUUUGUUUUCGCCAUUGUCACUGACGAGUCCAAAUUAAAUGGCCAUGGCAUGGCUUUUGUGAUUUCUCCCUCGAAGGAGUUAUCAUCCGGUGCAUCAUCCCAACAUCUGGGGUUAUUUAACCGCACAAAUAAUGGAAAUUCAUCCAAUCAUAUUGUUGCUGUUGAGCUCGACACAUUUCGAAACCAAGAGUUCAAUGAUAUCAAUGAUAACCAUGUUGGAAUUGACAUCAACAGCUUAACAUCGGUCAAAUCUUUCCCUGCAGGUUAUUUUGAAGAUGCAACUGGCGAAUUCCAGAAUCUGAGUAUGGUUAGUGGAGAACGAAUACAGGCAUGGGUGGAGUAUGAUGCUACAGUCAAUCAACUUAAUGUUACAUUAGCUCCGAUUCACCUUAGCAAACCAAGACUCCCGCUUUUGUCUUUGGAUAUAGACAUUUCACCAGUAAUAUUGGACCAGAUGUAUGUGGGGUUUUCUUCCGCCACUGGCCGACUAGUACAAUCUCAUUAUGUUCUGGGUUGGAGUUUUCAGAUGGAAGGGAAAGCUCAGCUUGAUCUAUCUCGACUGCCAUCUGUCCCUGGAAACCAGCAAUCUAAAAGCAGAAGCAAGGAAUUAGCAAUUGGAUUGUCCAUAUCUGGAGUUGUAUUGGCAGCCAUAAUAUUCUCCUUCAUUGUUUUUCUAUCUAUGAAAAGGAAAGACAAAUUCACUGAGAUAAUAGAAGAUUGGGAGGUUCAAUAUGGACCUCAUAGGUUCUCAUACAAGGACCUAUUUGCAGCUACCAAAGGAUUCAGAGAGACAGAGCUGCUUGGAAAGGGAGGUUUUGGAGAGGUAUACAAAGGUGUGCUUCCGGUAUCCAAAACCCAAGUUGCAGUUAAGAGGAUUUCUCACAACUCUAAACAAGGAAUGAAAGAAUUUGUAGCUGAGAUUGCAACCAUUGGCCGGCUACGACACCCCAAUUUGGUUCGACUACUUGGAUAUUGUCGCGGUGAAGGUCAGCUCCUUUUGGUCUAUGAUUACAUGCCUAACGCCAGUCUUGACAAAUUCAUCUAUAAUAAGGCACAAGUAACUGUUAAUUGGGUUCAAAGAUUUAAGAUUAUCAAAGAUGUUGCUUUAGCACUUACCUAUCUUCAUGAAGAAUGGGUUGAAGUUAUUGUUCAUAGAGAUAUAAAGGCCAGCAAUGUGUUAUUAGAUAGUGACUUGAGAGCGAAAUUGGGAGAUUUUGGGCUUGCAAGAAGUAGCAAACGCACACAGGAUCCUCAAACUACUCAUGUAGCCGGCACCUUUGGCUACAUUGCACCCGAGCUUGCAAAAAAUGGCAGGGCAACCCCAAGUACUGAUGUUUAUGCAUAUGGGGCAUUUUGCUUGGAAGUAGUAUGUGGUAGAAGGCCAGUGGAGUCACGAGUGUCACCGGAAGAGGUGGCAUUAGUGGAUUGGGUAUACCAGCGUUGGAGGGAAGGGAAAAUCUUGAGUACUGUGGAUCCCAAACUGAACAAAGAUAUCAAGAUUGAAGAGGCUGAACUAGUUUUGAAGCUUGGACUACUUUGUUCGCAUCCCAUGGCAGAAAUUAGGCCAAGGAUGUCACAAGUUCUGCAGUACCUCAAGGGCGAUGCUUCACUCCCUGAGAAUUUUGAUUUUCAUGUUCUGGGUCAAGAUCAGAAAGGAGAGUCCUAUAAACCUGCCAUAUUGAGUUAUAGUACACCUUCAAUUACAUUUACUGAAUCCUUCAAGUCUGUUGGUCGUUGACUAUGGUAAUCAGAUUGCGCAAGAAAAAGGUGAUGGAUAAUUGCACACCAAGCAUAAUUGAAGUGCGAAAUAGCUUUUACAGGUGAAGAUAUUUAGACAAUGUCUGAAAUCUUUUCUAUGUAUAUAAUAUCUGGACUUCAUUUCUCUCUC
Molecule: messenger RNA, 2209 nt
Organism: Hevea brasiliensis (rubber tree)
Lineage: Eukaryota; Viridiplantae; Streptophyta; Magnoliopsida; Malpighiales; Euphorbiaceae
Product: L-type lectin-domain containing receptor kinase V.9
Exons: 1
Coding region: 80-2059 (659 amino acids)
Biological process (GO): protein phosphorylation
Cellular component (GO): plasma membrane
Molecular function (GO): carbohydrate binding; ATP binding; protein kinase activity
Source: RefSeq, a predicted model, not a curated record